Pristis pectinata (smalltooth sawfish) is the source of this 4888-nucleotide messenger RNA. Its product is annotated as copine-1-like. The transcript is spliced from 17 exons. Bases 235 to 1839 code for a protein of 534 amino acids. NCBI's taxonomy places the organism in Eukaryota, Metazoa, Chordata, Chondrichthyes, Rhinopristiformes, Pristidae. Gene Ontology annotation, molecular function: calcium-dependent phospholipid binding. The record is from RefSeq and is a predicted model, not a curated record. Gene Ontology annotation, cellular component: plasma membrane. Gene Ontology annotation, biological process: regulation of canonical NF-kappaB signal transduction; cellular response to calcium ion; positive regulation of tumor necrosis factor-mediated signaling pathway.
GGGCGGGAGGGCGCGGCGCGCCAUGUUUGCGGAGUGAGGAUCGGGCGGGAGCCGGAGAGCAGCAGGGCGUCCGCUCGCUUCACCCUCAGGCCCACCCCCCCCGCCUCCAGUGUUGUUUGUAUAAAAUCCCCGUGUCACCGCUUUUUUUUAGGCGUGUAAUCCUGACCACGUGAAUUAUUUUGGUCCACUUCUGCUUUCUAAAUUGCUGGCAAGUGGCUUUGAAAGCUAGAGGAGAUGGCGCAGUGUGUAACCAAAGUGCAGUUGACCAUUUCUUGUGAGAAUUUGAUGGACAAAGAUGUUGGCUCGAAGUCUGAUCCACUGUGCGUCUUACUUCAAAACACGGGGGCUGGCGACCAAUGGGUGGAGCUAGACCGAACUGAGAGGGUAAAAAAUUGCCAGAAGCCUGAAUUUGCAAAGAAGCUAGAGGUGGAUUAUUACUUUGAGCGUGUGCAGAAACUGAAAUUUGGCAUUUAUGAUAUUGACAAUAAAUCCACAGCCCUGAACGAUGACGACUACCUGGGAGGAGUGGAGUGCACCCUGGGACAGAUUGUCUCGAGUAAAACAUUCACUCGACCUCUCGAGUUGAAGAAAGGAAAGUUGGCUGGUAAAGGGAAUAUCACUGUUGUAGCCGAGGAGAUGAAUGAUAAAAGAUCUGCAGCUCUUCAGCUGGAGGCCAGGAACCUGGAAAAUAAGGAUUUUAUGGGGAAAUCUGAUCCAUUUGUGGAGCUCUACAGGCAAGGAGAUGGUGACAAAUGGCAGCUGGCCUACCGGUCAGAGGUUAUUAAGAACAACCUGAAUCCCAACUGGAAGCCUUUCUCUGUGUCCUUGCAGUCUCUGUGUAACGGAGAUAUGCAGAAGCCCAUUAAGGUCACCUGCUCUGACUAUGAUGGUGAUGGUUCUCAUGAUCUGAUAGGCCUCUUUGAAACUAACUUCUCUAAACUGCUGCAAGUGGAAUCUGGAACGCCGAUUGAGUUUGACUGCAUUAAUCCAGAGAAGAAAAAGAAGAAGAAAAACUACAAGAAUUCCGGCAUUAUCCGGGUCCGAUCUUGUAAGAUAGAAACGGAUUUCUCUUUCUUGGAUUAUGUUAUGGGAGGAUGUCAGAUCAAUUUCACAGUUGGGAUAGACUUCACUGGCUCGAAUGGAGAUCCUCGUUCACCCAACUCCCUGCAUUACAUCAGCCCUAACGGAGUCAAUGAAUAUCUGACUGCUGUCUGGUCUGUUGGGCAGGUCGUACAGGAUUAUGACACGGAUAAGCUGUUCCCUGCAUUUGGAUUUGGUGCUCAGGUCCCGCCCGACUGGCAGGUGUCUCACGAGUUUGCCUUGAAUUUUAAUCCUAACAAUCCAUACUGCCAAGGUGUGCAGGGUAUUAUUGACGCGUACCGCAAUGCCCUUGUCAACGUGCGACUCUACGGGCCGACCAACUUCUCUCCCAUUAUAACCCACGUGUCCCGUUUUGCAGCCACUGCAGCUCAGCAACAGGUGGCAGGGCAAUAUUACGUCCUGCUGAUUAUCACUGAUGGAGAGAUAACGGACUUGGACCAGACUAGGAAUGCCAUUGUGGAAGCUUCCAAGUUGCCUAUGUCCAUCAUCAUUGUGGGUGUUGGAAGCGCAGACUUCAAUGCCAUGGAGUUUCUUGAUGGCGACGAUGGGGUCCUGAAAUCACUGGCAGGAGAGCCGGUUGCUCGAGACAUUGUGCAGUUUGUACCAUUCAGGCAGUUUCAAAAUGCUCCAAAGGAAGCUCUGGCACAGACUGUCCUGGCUGAAGUGCCGAAACAGUUAGUGUCUUACUACAAGAUGAGAAACCUGGCACCAAUAAAUCCUCCAAACCCACCCAAGUAACAACGCACAGGAGGAGAAACACACUGUGCUCAGCGUAGUCGUGACCCCUUGGCUGAGUGCACACGCUUGCUGAUUGUGACUAGGAUUGCCGUGAUCCCUCGGUGACCAGGGAAGCCUCCUGCCUGGUGACUGCACUGGCACAGAUGCAGCAUUGCCAACCCUUGCCAGUCCUGCAGGACGUGGAGGAUUUGUGUUCUUCUUUAAAGCAUCAUCUCAGCUGAGUGUUCACCCCCAUCAGGGGAAGCACAAGCAACAAAGUAAAUUCAAAUGUUUGUGUCCAACUGAGAGACUAUCCUGGAGGACUGGAGUGUUGGCAAUGCUGCUUUGUACCUGACCUAAUGUGUACUCAAUUUGCAAUCGUAACCUUUUACUGACCAAUCCCUGGGGAUGGAGGGGAGAGGUGUUCAAAUAAGAAGCAUAUUCUCAAUGUUUGGAGUUGAGACUUGUGGAUCUGAAUAUUCUCCUCGCUGGUUUGAAUGGGAUGUGGGUGUGUUCCCCAACCUGGUCAUGCCAGCCUUUUAAUCUCCAGCGGUGAGCUGGUAUUCCUGGCUACUCUGCAGCCUGGGUCUCCCAAGUCCAGAGCUACCCUGGCUUCAGUUUCCAAAUUCAUGAAUAAGGGUGCUAGUUCAGUUUAACCCAGACUGGGCAGGGUCAGUGUCAAGUGACCAGAAGCUCCCUCCACUGCUGGUCCUUGCUGUCUAGGUGAAGCACCACUCUGAUCCUCAACCUCUCGACAACUCUAAUCUGUCUGAGCACAUUAAAACAAAACUGGGAUUACAAGCACCAAAAUCCAGCAUGCAGGAGCUGAGGUGUCUUUUCACCUCUGAUCCUUGGCACUGCGAACACUGACUAUCCCCAGUCUUGAUUCAGACCAAUCCCAGCAGCUUUCCAGUCAUAAAACCGGGCUGACCUGUGCUUGCACAGUGUUGUGGGAGGGGGUGAAUGGUUAAGACUGUCCACUCUGAGUAACGUUACCCAGGAAUUGAUCAGGACAGUAGCAGGCCUUGUAAGGGGCUAAAUUGGGGGUCUAGCUGCAGUACAAGAAAUGAAUAUAAUCCAAGUAAUUCUCGCCAGCCGUGUAGUGUCAUAGAGUUGUCAUUGUACAAGGGGUUGACUUGCUGCUUAUUGAUACUCUGCUGCCUUGCACACCCAAGCUCCAAAGCUUUCUGUGUGCACUUUAUAUAACUGUGCCUAAUAGAAUAUGCUGCGUGUACAUGAGCACUGCUGUCACUGGCAUCACAGUUAGAAUGCUCUUUUGCCUGUUACUGUAAGCAAUGAGUGAUUGCACAAAUGUUAUGAUCUGGGACCACCUACUAACAUUUUUUAACUUGGGUUUAAUCUUUAACUGCUGAGAGCUUGCUGACACUUUAUUGCCUGUUCACACUUGGUGUUAUUUGUAAUAUUGUGACCUGUUGCUGGCACUUUCUGAACUUCAGUCAGCCCAGCAAACUCGUGAAGUGUGCUUCCCGGCCAGGUAAAGGGUGCCUUGUAGCUGAAGUGGGUAAAAGUGGUCUCCAAACUGUCCACUGAUAUUUUGACUUUGAAUACCUAUAGCUUUAUACUUUAUGUAACAUUAAAAUUGCAAGGUCAUUUUCUACUAAGGAGAGGUGGGAACAAUUGGCCAAGUGAAAAGUCCCCUCAUCUGGUUGUAUAGUUUGAAUGUUUCCUAUUGGACGUGCAGUGUGAUGUGUGCAGAGUCCUCCAGUUUGCAGGAUCAGUGCAAGACACUUGGGCUUAGCGAUCCUUCAGAAGUUUGCAAUCAUCUGCUCUUCCCAUCCCGUUCCCUCCCCACCAUAACGUCUACUCCUCUGUGUUAGCCCAGUAUUGUAUUUACAAACCUCUGCAAUGAUUGGAUGACAUGAACAUUUUCUAGUGACGGUCUGCAGGUUAGAUGCCAGUGACUGCAUCACUUUCCCCAGAGCUGAUGAGCUGGACAGUUCAGCUAUGACCUCUGUUGUCAGCAUUGUGAUGUAAACUGGAUCCAAGAUCAAUCCAGAGUUCACAAUGAAAGGCCAUGCCCUAAAGAGCAGGUCUCCUGUUGGCAGUGUCUGAUGUUGCUGUAGAUCUAAGCUCCCUCUCCUGUCCAUAUCUGACAGACUUCAAUCUUCCAAAGAGGACAGGACACAGUAUCACUGAAUCGUUGUCAAGGGGAGGUCGUGCAGAUUAGACAUCCCAAAAAUUGUUUCUUGUGAAUCCUUCACUUCCACAAGUGGAGUGUGGUAUCUAUAAAGCUGGCAAUGUCAGGGUGGCUCUCAGUAUAAAAAUGUUUUGUAUUAAUACAAAAUACCUUAAAUGUUUGCCAUCAGCAGUCCGACACCGUGGUUUACUGAUGAGCUGGUGCUCAGAAGCUCUGCUGGACUUCUGCUUUCUAAGAUCUGCUAAAUGUGCUGUUAACAGUGUUGGUUGGUGGGCUGGGGUCUGGUGUUGGUUGGUGUUUAAUCUCUUCCUGCGAGGUUUGACAGUCUGUGGAUUCUGUACUCUCCCUCCUGGUGAGGAAUUGUUCAGUGUCCCCCACUGCAGACAGCCAGGGCAAAGGGACCUCAGCCCCAGCAACAUCUGUGCUUGCUCUACCCUUGCUUCUCAUCAAAGGGAAGUCUAUGACGGUGAGGAUGUUUUACCUGUGGUCUCACCUGCACAGUGACCUCAGCCGGGUGGGGAACUGCACUACUGGCUGUCAUGGUGCCACCUGUAGCCUGUACCUGCCAGGUACCGGCUUGUGUCUGCGGUAAGGGUUUUUGUGCCAAACUUGUUUUGAUCCACUUUUGAUUUCUUGUGACAGCCAAAUCCCAACAUUUUUCUUUCAUUUAAUUCAUAAAAUCACAGAGUGCCAGUUUAGCAGGAUAAUGGAAUCGGGGGUUAGAUUAUUCUCCCUUCCAUCCACCUCUUCCCUCUCCCUUUUGCCAAGAGACAGAAUUAACUAGUCUCGCUGAGACCAAAUGUUGUCAAAACAGAAUAUAUUUAGUAGAAGAUGACCCAAUUUCUGUUCAAAUACAAUUUUUUUUACUAUGAUUGUCCACUUUGAAUGAAUAAAUCGUGCAUUUUGUGUGUA